GCAGAGUCUUACAGGGCUUUGAGUCCUAUUAUAGCAGAUUGACAGUUUAUAGGGAGUCGGCACACGGUACUGGGCUGUACUAAUACUGCCUUCUGAUUGGGUCUGUCAUACCCCUAUUUUGAUUGGUGCGGGGGGACUCUCCCCAAUACAUAUACCUACAUGUAUGUACCAACAUCAACUAAAUCACACACAUAUGUACUCGACUUGGAGCAGCUCAUCACAUACAACUUGACAAGAAUCAUCCACGCUGUAAAAUUAUGUCUACCCUCACGGAAAUGCCUUGCGAGAUCAUCAUCUCUGUGUUGCGUGAGCUAGACGAUGUACGCUUCUUAUUGCCCUCACUUCUCACCUGUCACUAUGUAUACUCGUGCUUCAAGCAAAAUCCAGGUGUGGCAGUCGACAUUCUACAGCGCCAGAUACACCUAGCUAUCAUCCCUUACUCGGUCGCAGUGCUAGAAGCCACACGUCUCGAUCCACGAUAUGAUACGGAUGUCUAUGAACUGCUUGGAACGUUAUAUACAGAACCAUCCAAGUUUACCGAACGUCUCCGGACUAUGCCUGUCCCGCUUCUGGCAAGAAUGGGACAUGUCUAUGAAUUGAUCCACACCUUUGCUACCGAAUUUGCAAGCAGCGCGUGGACGCACUUGUCAACGGAUCAAGAAUCGGAAGUGGCCGGGAGCCUUGUUUUAUCGCCGUCGGAAUACAUCCGCUUUCUCCGGAAUUUCUAUCGGGUGGAGUUAUAUUUUUGCCUCUUUCGCUCGGCCCCGAACACGCCCUUUCGCGAACAACUCUUCUUUUUUAAUCAGCCACCUUGGGAAACGGAGCAGGUCGCCUGCGUCCAUGAUUUUCUCGAACUCAAACUUUCUAAAGCCUCCUAUGAUGUGCUGGCACAUGAUGUUGAGCUUGGCGAGCUAGAGAUCGAUUAUAUUACGGCUGGUGAUAACCAAUUCAGGCAGCUCUGGCUAUCACAGGGCGUCGACUUCACUCACAAAUUGACGAGUGAGAGCUCAUACGACGACAAGAAGUCGCUAUUAAAGUCUGCGUUUGGUGGUCAAAAAGCCGACCUUUACGAUAAGCUCAUAGAACCGCUAGAAACAGACUUAGAUGACCAUACACCACUUUCUGGUUAUACUGAGAAGGACCUAGCGGCUGAAUUCACGCCUAUGGAGGGUCAGGAUACAGAUAAGGGCCCGUUUGAAGCAUGGCGUGUGACCUUUAACCCCUUACCACCCAGUGCUUGGGUCAUGCUCACGAACAAUUCUGGAUUGAGGGAGCGGGCUUAUGUACUUUGGGAUUUAGAUCGCAUCGAAAAGUACGGCCUUCUGAAACUGUUUGAUAAUGCCCCGAAAGAUUCUGAGCUUCAACAUACCCCUAACGAUUAUGAUGAGAUGAACGAGUCAUUUAAAGAGCGCUCAGAGAUUUGCCGGAAGGGAGGUUCCGGCCAUUGGAGUAAAAAUGAUGAAAGCAGAAUUGUAUGGUCGAAAUAGCAGAAAGCAGUUUAUACAAUCAGGAUGCCAUCUUUGGAUUUCGGUCCACACAAGUCAACACGACGAAGAACAUCGAUUAAAAUGAAUAAUAUUUCGCUACUUUCUACCUUACAACGGGAUAUUCUAUGUGUGUAGAGGAGGAUGCUGCUAUUCAACUUUGUAUCCGCAAAGCAAUAGGGGCAUUUUGAGGGAUGGUUCCGUAGAUGUAUCCCCCAAUCAUGUCCGUGCUGUACAGAAAUCCAAAAACCCAAUUCGCGAGUACCUAGUGACAAAUCUCCAGCUAACUAGAUACCCCUAACCUAUUCCCUUCCAGUAUUGACAAUGAUACAUAUCAGUGGCC
Hypoxylon trugodes is the source of this 1827-nucleotide messenger RNA. RefSeq lists its product as uncharacterized. The record is from RefSeq and is a predicted model, not a curated record. The coding region runs from base 258 to 1487 and encodes 409 amino acids. The transcript has 3 exons. NCBI's taxonomy places the organism in Eukaryota, Fungi, Ascomycota, Sordariomycetes, Xylariales, Hypoxylaceae.